GACAAAUUGACAAAUCAUUUGUCAAAAAAGUGUAGUCAAAACUCGAAUACGAUAGUUUUUUGAUUUGCACCUCAAUAUUCUAUUUGCCACAAAAAUGGCUAACAAGGUAGAAACUAAUAACAAAGUCAGUCUGGAAAAAGUUUGCCUUGAAACUGAUCAAGGAAUCGUAGAGAGCGAAGAAAGAAAAUGGGGAUUGCCAUUAAAAGAUGUGUAUAAACAUGGACUCGCUUUUUUCAAAGAUAAGGAAGGUAAAGCUCUUCACCUCAGCUAUGAGGAUAGAUUAAAACUGGUGGCAUACACUCAACAAACUGCUCACGGGCCCUUGGACGUGAGUUCUGCCCCGCCUUUAGGGGUCUUGGAUGUAAUUGGUCGAGAUAGACGUGCUGCAUGGCAGGCUCUAGGCCAUAUGUCCCAGAUUCAAGCGAUGGUUGGCUUUGUUCAUACUUUGGACAGACUAUGCCCUCUAUUUAAACCAUAUCUGGAGGCAAUACAAAAGGAUGUUGAAGACAAAAAACAACAAGAAUUAAAGAAAGAAGAAGAAGAGCGAGCUCACCUGGAGCUGCAGAACAGAAUAAUGCUUGAGAAGCAGAAGCAACAGAGCAAUAAACUGACAGAAGAACAGCAAGUGCAAAGAAUUAAAGAUGCUCUCAAUGGCCAAACAUAUGAACAGUUCCUACAGUAUGCCCAGCAGCAGUACCCUGGCAACUUUGACCAGCAAGCAAUACUCAUCCGCCAGCUUCAAGAUCAACAUUACCAACAGUACAUUCAGCAACUUGCUGUUGAUAAAAGACUGGCAAACUCCAACAUAAAGGAUACAACAGAGGAUAAAGAGAACCAGAAUUCACAUAAUACUAAUGACAAAGAGUUGAUUGAGGCUGUGACUGAUUGCAAUCUAAAUGAAACAGAGGUGGCUCCCUUGAUGGAUAAUAAGUCUAUGCAGACAUUAGAGAAGGCAGAAGUAAAUGACUACAUUGAAGAGCCAAGAGUAGAUGAAAAUUCUGAUGAUGAAGAUGGUUUUCCCGCCGUAGACGAAGUACGCAUGUGGACGCGCGGCGACAUCGCUGCCUUCAAGGAGACUGCGCGGGCCAACGGCGGCCAGCUGACGGUCGGCCACGGAGAGACCGUCACCGUCAGGGUGCCCACGCACCCGCGGGCCAGGAGCCUCUGCUGGGAGUUCGCUACCGAUAACUAUGAUAUAGGUUUUGGCUUAUUCUUCGAGUGGUGCAAGUCGCCGACCUCUGACGUCACAGUACACGUAGCUGAAAGCGAUGAGGAGGACGAUGAUGAUGAAGUUGAAGAGGACGAAUAUCCCCCUGAAGGACAAAUCCACGAAUACACGAUCCACGGGACUCGCGGCGACCUAGAGAUGGGUGCCGACAAGCCGACACAGAAGCGAGGCGCCACCGCCACGACGCGGCCCUUACUCAGCCAGGUCGUACCCACCUACCGGCGAGACUGCCACACUGAGGUUUACGCCGGCUCUCACGCAUAUCCAGGCGAAGGAGUAUAUAUUCUGAAAUUCGACAAUACCUACAGCUUAUGGCGAUCCAAAACGCUGUACUACAAAGUAUACUACACACAGUAAACAUUAUUUAUUUUAUUAUAGAGCCAUGACAAAGAUAUAUAUGAAAUAUAAUAUAUUAUAUCAAUAUUGUACUGCCAGUAUUUUGUUAUCCCUGCAUGUUUGUAUGGGAUAUAGUUGUAACCUUUCAGUGCAAUAUGAGCUUAUUUAAGAUAUAAUUUCUAUUUUUAAGCUAUUUUGAAUAUACAGAUGAGUUAACAAGUUUCGUUAAUUUAAUAUUAUUUAUUUUGUUUGACUAUAUUGUCGGAUAAUAUAGUUUUCUCGUCUAUCAUAUCUUAAGUUAAAUGUUACUAUUAUUUAUGGUAGAAUAGAUAUAAUAUAUCCUUUAAUUUUAUGUUUAAAUUGUGCAGGGUGCACAUUUUAAUUUGCAUUUAAACUAGAUUCUAUCAGGAAUAAGUGUAUAAGUUUAUUUUGUAAUUUAUAGCUCUAUGAUCUAUAUCAAUACACUAAAACAGAAAUUUAUAAAAAAGAUA
Messenger RNA from Trichoplusia ni (cabbage looper), 2055 nucleotides. RefSeq names its product Golgi resident protein GCP60. The transcript is spliced from 10 exons. Gene Ontology annotation, molecular function: fatty-acyl-CoA binding. The coding region runs from base 95 to 1585 and encodes 496 amino acids. Gene Ontology annotation, cellular component: Golgi membrane. Lineage: Eukaryota; Metazoa; Arthropoda; Insecta; Lepidoptera; Noctuidae. The record is from RefSeq and is a predicted model, not a curated record.